Messenger RNA from Anoplophora glabripennis (Asian longhorned beetle), 3842 nucleotides. RefSeq lists its product as uncharacterized. Bases 5 to 3742 code for a protein of 1245 amino acids. The transcript has 6 exons. Gene Ontology annotation, cellular component: chitin-based extracellular matrix. NCBI's taxonomy places the organism in Eukaryota, Metazoa, Arthropoda, Insecta, Coleoptera, Cerambycidae. The record is from RefSeq and is a predicted model, not a curated record. Gene Ontology annotation, molecular function: structural constituent of chitin-based larval cuticle.
UAAUAUGAAGUUCCACAAUUUGUUGUUAUGGAUUCCUCUCCUGGUUCUUGCAUUGAAGGAAGUUAAAGGAGCAGACGACAGUUAUAAUACCAUUCAUAGAGAUGGGUCAUAUGAAUUUGGUUAUAAUAAUCCUGACUCGUACCACUUCGCUGACGCCAAUAGGAAUAACGUUGUAAAGGGAGAAUUUGGGGGAAGAAAUCCUGGUACAGGAGCUUUCGAUUCGACGGUAUACACUGCCGGCCCACGCGGCUUCAGACCUCGCGGGAAAAACGUCGUAAGAAAAUUCGAUCUCAACCAAUCAGGCCCAAGACCCGUCGGAUCUCCCGACGACCCCUUAGCUGACCCUUACGAAGAUCCAAGCUACAAUUUUUCUUUCAGAACGCGUACCUAUACAAGACAGGAAGAUGCCAAUAGGGCCGGUGACGUAACCGGCAGAUAUUCCUAUUUAGACGACGUUGGAGAAAGGCACAACGUCGAGUUUGUUGCCGGCAAGAAUACAGGGUUUCAUGUUAAAACACCUUUUCCUGAUUCCAAUCCCAGAGCUUAUGGACCACUUUACUUUAACGGACGAGGGAAACCUAUUCCAAGGGGAAGGACUUCUAUACAAAGGGGCCUCGAUGGAAGUUACAGAUUUGUAUCUGCUGGACCUGAUCAAAGACGAACAGAAACAAGUGAUGCUACUGGCCAUGUCCGUGGUUCUUAUACGUAUUUAGACGACAAAGGAGUACAACAUUCAGUUCACUACAUCGCGGGACCGGAAACUGGAUACAGAGUCCUGAAGACUGUCAAAGGUCCACAUUUACCGACCGUCUUUCCUUUCGGACGCCCUGAAAUCAUACCUCCAGAUUUCUAUGAUUAUGGGAAAGAUAGUGACGUAUUUGAUACAGCGGCUAGUGGUCAUGUUAAACCUAGUGGAAGCAAACCUAGUGGAGGUAAACCCAGUGGAGCAAAACCUGGUGAUGGUAAACCUAGUUCAAAAGAAGAUGGUACUGAUUUUAGCAAAGACAAAGACCAAGACGAAUUCACUUUUGGCAAUAAGAAGCCUGUAAGGCCGAGUAAUAAGCCUACCUUUGGCAGACCGUCUUAUACAGAUGAAGAUACAGAUGAUUUUGGGGAUUUAUUUGGAGAAGGCGGCGCCAGUACAGGAGGCUCUGGAACUACUGGUGGUAUUGGUGGCACAACUGCUAAACCGAGUAGGCCUACACCAGGGCAAUUACCAACCAAACCAGGAAUAUCCAGUGAUGAGGAUGACGGCUCUUACAAGCCUUCAGAAGAUGACUCCUAUAAACCUCGUCCAACUAAGCCUGGUUAUGGAAACUUACCACGACCUGGGGGACUUGGGAUCACUGAUGAUGGCUCCUAUAAACCUCCUCCUCCCACUAAACCAUCUCAUGGAGACUUGCCACGUCCUGGGGGACUUGGAAGCACUUCAUCUACUCUAACUCCUUCAACCACUGCAUCAGGAGUAAAACCUGGCGGAUUUCCAGGGAGUGUUGAUUAUGGCGAAGGUUAUGGAUCAGGUAAACCAAGCGUUUCUGGAGAAAGUUCUAAUGAAGUAGGCGGUGAUUUUGGUUUAUUUGGCAGCGAAACUGGCAAUGCUAGACCUCCGUUUAGCAGCAGACCUGUUAUACAUGUUGGGGCUACAGAUGAUUCCUGCAAGAGAUGCGCAGGAACAAUCGUCACAAAUGUCGGCGAUAAGCUUUUUACCGUACCGCCUGGAGUUUCCGUAAGAGCACACGUGCAAGCCAUCGACUUGAUACCAAUUAGUCCGAGUGUUCCUUCCCCAAGCGAACAAUAUAAAGUCGACACCAACAUGAGAACUGAACAGUUAAAUGAAUCUUCAAAUCAGAUUGUUUUGUUGAUCGUUUUAUCAGUUUACUCCAUUCAAUGUUGGGAAGCACUUCCCCAAAUUCCAACAGCUAGAAGAUCUCAAUACCUCGUUCUUCAUGAAAACGGACAGUACAAGUAUGGAUACGACACAGGUGAUGGAUCUGCUGCUGAGCAAUCGGGAGAUGCUUCCAAUCAAGUUAAAGGACGUUACUUAUACAAUAGCCCUUCUGGACAAAAACUGGACAUAAAAUACACGGCCGGCGUUCAAGGAUUCGUGCCUGAAGGGAUUCCACAAGCUUCUCCAUCACUUUCGAUCCCACCUGCUGCUCCAAUUUUAAGGCAGUAUUCAAACCCGCAACAGGAUAAUGAUGCUCAGACCGGAACUGGUGAUGCAUCGUAUGCUUUCAACAUCGACACCGAUUCCUACAAACGUCAAGAAACUUCAGAUGCACGCGGUAACGUUAAGGGAAGUUACUCCUACAACAAUGAAGCACGAGCACAUGAUUUGACAUACGUAGCGGGCGAAAAUACUGGUUUUGUAGCUGUUUCAGGGUCGCUAGCGACACCUAAUGGUCUUGAAGGUAACUCUCCUUCUCAAGGAUACACUUAUAAUCAUCCAACAGCCCACAGCGGUAGCAGUCCUUCCAUUCCCUCUUCUUCAUCUAGCACUCCUAAUGCCGAUGGUUCCUACUCCUUUUCAUAUUUAACUCCUGAUGCUUCUCAGCAGCAAUCAGGAGAUGCAAAUGGUAAUGUUAAAGGAAGUUAUUCGUAUAGUAAUUCUGCUGGAAUUCAUGAUUUAACUUACAUAGCUGGAUCUGAAACAGGAUUUGUUGCUACUGGAGGUAGUUUGUCACAACCCAAUAGCUUACCCACACAACCAACUGGUACAAUACCAAAUUCAGAGACACCAUUUAGUGGACGCAACCAAGGUGCAUAUUCUUCUUCUUUAACACCGGACGAUGGAUCUUACAGAUUUGAGUAUUCUUCCGAGGACUCUUCAAGGAAAGAAGUAGGUGAUGCAAGUGGUAACGUACAAGGCAGCUACUCCUACAGAAAUCAAGCUGGUAAUCAUGACUUAAGUUAUGUAGCAGGAUCUGCCACAGGUUUUCAAGUAACUGGUGGUUCCUUGUCUGUACCAAACGGUCUUGGAAGUAGCAGUGCUAGCAUUUUAACUCCUGCUUUUUAUAGCAAUCCACAAGCAACAUCCCCAGUAAGACAUUUUCCUCCCGAACAAAAUGAUUUGGCAAACACUGGAGAUUCUUCUUACAGUUUCAACAUUGAUACUGAUGACUACAAAAGAACCGAAACUUCUGAUGCUAGUGGCAACGUUCAAGGAAGUUUCUCUUACAGAAAUUCUGCUGGCGUCCAUGAUUUAAGUUUUGUCGCAGGUUCUGCCACAGGAUUUUUGCCAACUGGAGGUAGCUUGUCCAAUUCUAAUACCAUUCUAAAAUCUCCUGGUUACAAGUCAAUAUCUCCUUCAGUUUCACUUCCAAGUAAUGAUAAUGAGCAAAGUGCUGGUGAUGCGUCGUACAAUUUUUCCAUUGACACCGACGAAUAUAAAAGAACAGAGUCAUCAGAUGCCAACGGCAAUGUAGUAGGAAGUUUUUCUUUCAAAAAUUCUCUUGGACGCCAUGACCUUUCAUAUCAAGCGGGUGCGGAACAGGGAUUUAAGACUACUGGUGGAUCCCUGAGUAUACCACCUGGAUUAAAUGAAGCACAGUUAAGAUCUGGAGGAUAUAAUUCUCAAAGUUCUUAUCCCAGUAUUCCAGUAACUAGUUACUCAUCUGAACCAAAUCCGGUUUUACCAUCUACUAAAAAUACAUACCGUAUUGGUAACGUGGUGGUAAAUAGUUACUUACCGCCCAGUAACGAAAAGAAGAAGUUUGGAUACAUAUUUGAUACCAAAUACUAAGUACAGGCUGUGAUGUGAUAAUCACCUACUACAAAUGCUGAGCAAUGUCCUAUGUUUACUGCCAAUGAAAUGUUAUAUUUUUGUUAAAAUGUAUUAUAAU